CCAUCUUUAACGAUCAAUCUCGAAACCCUUUUUCACGUUCAUAUCCAUAAUUCAUUCACAUAACUAUAAAACAAUUAUAAUAAAUGCAUGCAAACCCACAACCCACACAUGUACCAAGAUGAUGAAAACAGAGAUCAAAAGAAAAAAAACGGCAAUGAGAAAUAUAGUUAUUACAAAAUGUUCGGAUAUUUUAACCGGAAGUUCAAGAUCAACGAAUUGGGCCCACCGGAUGACGUCAUCGAUGUUUUCAAAUUGUAUUCAAAAGAUGAAAAGGAGAUGUUGCCCGAUGGUUUUUUGCGCUUCUUGAUUGAGUUUCAGGGAGAAGAACGGGUCACAAUUGAGGAUGUGGAGCGCUUUAUGGGUCGGGUCAUUGAUCCCGCCCGGUCUGAUUUGACCCGAUGUGCUUUUACUGUUAAUGAUUUGUUUCAGUAUCUGUUACUUGAUGACAUCAAUGGGCCUAUAAAGACUGAGGCACAUCAUGAUAUGACCGCUCCAUUGCAACAUUAUUUUAUAUACACCGGCCACAACUCAUACCUUACUGGAAAUCAACUCAGUAGUGAUUCUAGUGAAAAACCGAUCAUAAAGGCACUUCAAAAAGGUGUUCGGGGGAUAGAACUUGAUUUAUGGCCAAGUAAUACAAAAGAUGGAAUAAAUGUACUCCAUGGGAGGACGUUGACAACUCCAGUAACACUUCAUAAAUGUUUAAAGUCGAUUAAAGAGCAUGCUUUUGAAAAAUCUCCGUAUCCUGUUAUGAUAACUUUAGAGGAUCAUCUAACGCCAAGUCUUCAAGCUAAAGUUGCAGAGAUGGUCACAAGCACUUUUGGAGAUAUGCUAUACUACCCAAAGGAAAUUGAUAAAGAGCAAUUCCCUUCACCCGAAGCACUAAAAAAUCAGAUCAUCCUUUCAACAAAACAACCAAAAGAAUACCUUCAAUCCAAGAAUGUGGACAAAGAACGCUCGUCAGAUGAUGAGCCGGAAGAUCAAAGGAGUAACAGUGAUGAGGCAGCUGCUGCUGCUGUUGCUGUUGAUGAGGAAGCUGCGGCUGCUACUAAUGAGGGAUGCACGGUAAGUAAUAGAGACUGUACUAAAGAAGCAUGCUCUAGCACAACUCAACCACUGUCAAAAAUUCUUGGUCCUGGCUAUGAAGAUAAUGAUGAUGAUAGUGACGAUGACGUUGAUGAUGAUUAUAUCGAAGAUGAAAAUUAUAGGCCCCAAAAAGCCCUUGAAUACAAACAUCUCAUUGCCAUUCGUGCUUACAAGCCAAAAAAUGGAACGAGAAAUGCGUUAAGGGAUGAUCCCGGGAAAGCUAAACGUCUUAGUGUGAGUGAACAAGCCCUUGAAAAAGCUGCAAAUGAUUAUGGAGAUGAAAUUGUCAGAUUCACACAAAAAUAUAUUCUUCGGGUGUUUCCAAAGGGAACGCGGGUUACCUCUACAAACUUUAAACCACUUACUGCAUGGAUGCAUGGUGCUCAAAUGGUCGCCUUCAAUAUGCAGGGGUAUGGGAGAUCACUAUGGAUGAUGCAUGGUAUGUUCAGAUCAAAUGGAGGGUGUGGUUAUAUUAGAAAGCCCGCUUUUCUUAUGGGCAGGGGUCCGAAUGAUGAAGUAUUUGACCCCAAAGCAGAAUUACCGGUGAAGAAAACUUUGAAGGUAAAGGUGUACAUGGGCGACGGGUGGCGUUUGGAUUUUAGUCAGACUCACUUUGACUCGUACUCACCUCCAGAUUUCUACACAAAGAUCUAUAUGGCUGGAGUAUCAGCUGACGUGGCGAAGAAGAGAACCAAAGUAAUCGGAGAUGAUUGGACGCCUGUAUGGAAUGAAGAAUUCACAUUCCCGUUGACAGUCCCCGAGCUAGCUUUACUUGGGAUUGUUGUACAAGAAUACGACGUAGACAGUGAUGACUUUGCGGGUCAAACAUGUUUGCCUGUCGCCGAAUUGAGACCAGGGAUUCGUGUCGUUCCACUUUAUAACAAGAAGGGAGAGAAAUAUAAAUAUGUAAAGCUUCUUAUGCGAUUUUCAUUUGUAUAAACACCAUCACAGUGAUCUUUUUGUCAAAAAUAGGAAUUUUU
Messenger RNA from Helianthus annuus (common sunflower), 2066 nucleotides. RefSeq names its product phosphoinositide phospholipase C 6. Bases 88 to 2025 code for a protein of 645 amino acids. Gene Ontology annotation, biological process: lipid metabolic process; phosphatidylinositol-mediated signaling. The transcript has 9 exons. NCBI's taxonomy places the organism in Eukaryota, Viridiplantae, Streptophyta, Magnoliopsida, Asterales, Asteraceae. Gene Ontology annotation, molecular function: phosphatidylinositol-4,5-bisphosphate phospholipase C activity. The record is from RefSeq and is a predicted model, not a curated record.